UUUUAGUCGUUUCAAGGCACUGUGGGUUUCUAGGUGGCUUCUGGUUAACGCGCACAAGUCUUCUCAGUCAAUUGCUUAGUGCCGACGGAGAAAGCUUCCUGAAGACGUCUUUCCCGCUCCAAUCCAAGAAACGGAGACCGGCAAAGGCGCAGUCUACUCACCCUCUUCCGCGCGCUCGCCGGAAGAGGUGCCACCCGCCGGACACCCGCCAUGGCCGACGCCGCCAACGAACCUACCGCUAUCUACUACAGUGGACGUCCCCUGAGCUACGACGCGCAGCAAGCGCAGGCGACACCACCGGUACGGCCGCAGCCAACCGUCGGCGAACACGCCAGCGCUCUGCCGGCGACGGCGCAGCAGCCACUGCAGUACGCUACCGAAAAGGCCAACCACACUCAUGUCCAUGGCGUUCCUGGAUACUAUAAAGGCCGCGUGAACAAGACGAACACAGCUGCAGUUGAACCGGAAAAGGAACUGAGCUGCAUUGACAAACUUCUCAUCUGUUUCAUGGGUGGCAAAAACAUGAGAUAGUUUGAGAGGACACUCGUGUUCGGCGUUCAGGAAGGAAGCUGCAGGAUUGUUGCACGGUUGUGGUUAUUUAGAUCGAUAGAGGAGUUGAGUUUUUUGUUUUUCAGAGUUUCACCCCCUGCUAUUCGUUUGCACAAGUUCAUGCAGAGGCAGAGUCAAUGAGCCUACUCAGUAUGAUCCAUCAAUUGUACUCUGUUCCAUGGUAUAAAUCAGCAAGUUUCUCAUCUGGAUCUGUCUCCUUA
Messenger RNA from Panicum virgatum (switchgrass), 770 nucleotides. RefSeq lists its product as uncharacterized. The record is from RefSeq and is a predicted model, not a curated record. Lineage: Eukaryota; Viridiplantae; Streptophyta; Magnoliopsida; Poales; Poaceae. The transcript is spliced from 4 exons. The coding region runs from base 211 to 531 and encodes 106 amino acids.